This is a messenger RNA of Culicoides brevitarsis, 3443 nucleotides long. Its product is annotated as protein O-mannosyl-transferase TMTC1-like. Gene Ontology annotation, molecular function: protein binding. The coding region runs from base 714 to 3377 and encodes 887 amino acids. Lineage: Eukaryota; Metazoa; Arthropoda; Insecta; Diptera; Ceratopogonidae. The transcript has 14 exons. The record is from RefSeq and is a predicted model, not a curated record.
GUGCAAACGGACGUGUUACGAAUUUUAUCUCGAUUUUUACCUUUUUCUCUGUGUUUUGACACAAAAAGUCACUAAAAAUACGGGAAAAAAAUUUCCGACAACUUGUGCGAAUAAUUUUUGAAAAAUACUGAAAAUUCAGGUUUCCGCAAAAUCUGAAGUGAAGAAAAAAAAAUAAAACUUAAAAUUAAUUAAAUUCAAAAUAUUAAAAAAAAAAAUAAAACAUCAGUUCAUAAAAAAUAAAAAAAAAUUAAUAAAAAAAAAUAAAAUUAAAAUUUUAAUUAAAAUAAAAUUAAAAAUUAUAAAAAAAAAAUUAAAAAAUAAAUUAGGAGCAAGAAAAAAAGAAAGCCAGUAGUCCAACUAACAAGCAGAACGGAGAACAAUGAAGGAAAAAUGCUGCUAGAAAGCUCGUAGACGAAGUUUUCAGUGUUUCUCUCCCGGGCACAGAAGAUAUACCUAAAAAAUAAUAAAUAAUGAAAAAAUAAAAAAAAGUGAAAUGAGAAAUAAGUGUCAAAGUUUUUCAUCUCCUGAAAAGCUACAAGUCCUGAAAAAUAAAUGAAAAUAAAAUAAAGUUGAUGAUAUUAUAAAAAAAAAAUAAAAAUAAGAAAAGAAAAGCAAAUAAAUAAAAAAAGUGAAGUGAUGAUAAAUUUUUAGCAAUAUGGAAGUUUUUUCGGCCAAAAAUUGAAAAAAAUAAAAAAGUGAAAAUUAAGAAAAAAAUGAAACGUCGUGUCACAAUCGCUUUUCCGCCGAUUCAGUCGAAUCACAAUCCAUGCGGAUUAUCGUUAUGUUGCUGUUACACCUCUUCUUCCUAUAAUAAUAACAACAACAACAAUUGUUCGUUCCAUUCGUGUGAGCUUAAUAACUAUAGCAAUCAACGGCAUUUUAGCAGUAGAAGCAGCAGUGCUUCGUCAUCGUGUUCAUCUUCGUCAACCACGUCAAUGCAUCGUCGAGCUUCGAACACAUCACUCGACACGGAUGAUUGGCGCGUUUACCUUUUCAUUGCCGUAAUUGCUGUCGGUUGUUACCUCAACGGCAUCCAUGGGGACUUUGUGCACGACGACAUUCCCGCAAUUACGAUGAACAAAGAUGUUUUGGGUGCCACGCCGCUCACACAUGUGUUCCGCAAUGACUUUUGGGGCACCCCCAUGUCCGACAUCAAUAGUCACAAGUCGUAUCGACCCCUUACGACACUCAGUUUUCGAUUAAAUCACGUCCUUUUCGGACUCCAUUCAAUUUGGUUUCACGCGACAAAUGUCCUGCUUCAUGCCGUGGCAUGCGUUCUUUUCACCAAAGUGUGCACGACAAUCGCGGGAUUGCGCAAGAAUUUCGCCAUUUUCGCGGGAAUACUCUUCGCCAUACAUCCGAUCCACACGGAAGCUGUUACCGGAAUUGUGGGUCGCGCCGAUGUUCUUGCCUGUAUAUUUUUUCUUGUGUCCAUUUUAGUGUAUCACGGGCAAAUUGACGAUCCCGACAGUACCUCGAUACUGCUCAGCACUAUUCUGGGCGGACUUAGUAUGUUAGCGAAAGAGACGGGCAUCACGGUGCUGUUAAUCAAUUUAAUGUUUGACGUGUACAAAAGUUGGCCGUCACUCAAGCGAACGAUCGUCGAUGUGCGAUGGAGCGAGGAAACGUAUCAGUUUGCGAGACGCUUUUCGCGUGUUUUGUUGUCGAUGGGCGUGCUGCUGGCAAUCCGUUUGGCAUUGUUGCAAGGAUCGCUUCCGCGAUUCUCACAGCAGGACAAUCCAGCGGCGUUUCAUCCGAACAUUUACGUGAGAUUGAUGACAUUUUGUUAUCUGGCGGCGUUCAAUUGGUGGCUCUUGCUUUGCCCGUCGACACUGAGUCACGAUUGGCAAAUGGGCUCGAUACCGCUCGUGACAUCCAUCAGCGAUGCACGCAACAUUUUGACGUUCGUGACGUUUUUCGUGCUAAUUCUGCUUUCGUAUCGGGCGCUCAUGGAUUUUGAGCAUCAUCGCCAUGUUCCCCUCGUUUUGGGAAUUAUGAUGUUGAUUACGCCAUUUAUGCCCGCAACAAAUUUACUCGUCACGGUUGGCUUUGUGGUCGCUGAACGCGUUCUGUAUAUUCCUAGCAUAGGCUGUGUGUUAUUAGUUGUGUAUGGCGCGCAAAAUUUAUGGCAUGCCAUGCCAAAAUCCAGAUGUAUCAUAAUUAUUACGAGUAUAUUACUGCUCACAGCUGGUUGUCUCAAAACACUUUGUAGAAAUAAAGACUGGAAUUCGAGAGAAAGUCUAUUAAGGGCUGGAUUGAAAGUUCUUCCACAUAAUGCCAAAAUGCACUACAAUUUUGGCAAUUUUUUACGUGAUUCAGCGGAACACGAAUCCGCGAUUCGACAUUAUCAUGAGGCGCUGCGAUUGUGGCCCAGUUACGCAAGUGCUCAUAAUAAUCUCGGUACGUUGCUCGAUAGUCCCGAAAUGGCGGAGCAACACUUUUUAGCUGCCAUACGGUAUUCGAGCGAGCAUAUUAAUGCGCAUUAUAACCUUGGGAGGUUGUACAGAAAAUGCAAUAAAACAGACGAGUCUGUGCAUUUGUUGGAGCGCUGCAUAAAGCUGGAGCCACGAUUCGUACCUGCUUAUCUAGAAUUAGUGAAAAUUUAUCGUGGUUGGUCGGCGGGGCGUAUUUUGCAACGUGUCGUUCAAAUAAAUCCCAAAAAUGCCGAUUUGCGAGUGCAAUACGGCGAUUGGUUGUAUGAGCAUCAUCUGCUGCAUGAAGCACUUUAUCAGUACCAAAGUGGAUUGCGAGCUACGAGUACCCAUCAAACGGCACUAACACGAACGUGUCGUACAUUACGUCGACUUGGACAAAAUUCUCGACUGCACCAACUAAUUUUAAGGUGGCAGUUUGUGAUACAACGUUCUAAUGGUUUCGUACCAACUCAAUCAAAUAUUUACCUUCGUGACUGGAGUCUAAAGCAUGAGUUGAGAAAUCGUGCCAUGAUAUAUGAUAAUGACAACUUAAUAAGAGAGACGAAGCAGACAUCCACGUCUUCGCCCGCUGCUUCAACGUCAAGUAGCAACGGCAGAUCUACCGACAGCGCUGAUCGCAACGCAGAUAACAACAUUAAUAACCUUCAACCACCUGUACAUUCAAAUUAUCAUCAUCAUGCCAAGACACAAACAUCCUCGACGGCGGCAUCGAGUCAUUGCAAUCGCUCCGACAAUACGAGUCAAAGUUGCAAAAAGGACCGCGUUAUCACACGAAAAGCGGGAAUUUCCGCAUCGCAACCUUCCGCGUCGACAAGUGAACGCAAAACGAGCGACGUUGAGAGCAAAUCGAAGCGAUAUGCGAAAACGAGACACACAAAAGUGCUGACGGAAGAAGAUUCGAUUGCGCCAUUAUUGCUCCCGAAUAUCUUGGAAAAACUGUAAAAGUGCUUGUGAGUAAGAAAAAAAAUGUAAAAAGUCCCUUGAAAGACUGUUUUUCGAAAAAAAUGA